CUGUGAAUUUUACAAAUUAACAGUGAGAAUGUGGCUUAAACUGGAUUAAAAUACGAUCACUAUGAAGGAGAGAACGUCGCAGUCAAAAGUAGGAUCAGCAUGACGCGAAUCAGGAGGAAGUAUUGAAAUUGAAAUUCAAAGAGACAAACGAAUGGAAUGGAGAUAGAAACAGCAUCUGCAGAUGACCUUAACAACAGUGAUGCCUGGAUGGCAGAAGUCAAUCUGUCAGCAGUGGCUGAAGAAUUUGAGAGAAAUAUGUCUGGAAUUCACUCAGCUGAUUUGGCCAAAACAGAUGGAGAGUAUCAGACUAAAAGUGUCUCAGACUCUUGCAUGUCAGUGCAAGAGAUUCAUUUACAGGAGAGGUUCAAUUUCAACUUGAAGAAAGAUGUGCUGAUUGAUACUAAAUCUGUCAGAACAUCAACACUUUCAAAAAACUCAAGUGCAGUUUCAUCGUCUAAAACAUUAAGAACAUCUAGCCCACUGAAUGUCAGCUCUGAAAUGUUAUGCAAUAAGGAUAAUCUGCUUGAUCUUUCAAGCCAAGAUGAUUUAUUUGAAGAUUCAGCACUGGGACAGACAGAUCUGUCAACUGAUGGCCAGAGUGACUACAUUCAGACACCACCAGGCAAAGAGUUUGAUCAUUCGGUCUUUGCUAAUCACAUAGGUGCUUCAGAAGACUUUAUAAACACUGCAAAUAAACAAUCCCAAUGUAACUUCUCAGAUUGUGCCUGUCCUAGCUCAGCUGUUUUGGAUUCCACGAGACCUGCAGUAACACAUAAUCCUUUUAUACAGUCUGAUCCAUUGACAAGCCUGAAAAACAGGAUGAAAGAGAGAUUGCUUACAAAUGCUACUGCUGACAAACCUCUUCAAAAUACACUGCAGGAACUCAGAAAUGAGAGCAUUUCCAGGGCACAGCUUGAAGCUUCUCAGAUAAGGCGUGAAAUAUCCAGCCAAGAUGUUGGUCCCUUCUUUGGCCUCCCUACUAAAGUGCAAGAGUUACUAGCUACUAACCGCAAAAUCAUGAAGUUGUAUGAAUGGCAAGAGCAUUGUUUGCAACUGCCAGCAGUUUACAAGGGAGGUAACCUUAUCUACACAUUGCCAACAAGUGGUGGGAAAACAUUAGUUGCUGAGAUUCUCAUUUUGAGACAACUGUUGUGCAGAAAGAAGGAUGCUAUAAUGAUCCUUCCAUAUGUGUCAAUAGUACAGGAAAAGGUGCGUAUUCUCUCAGAGUUUGCAACAGAACUAGGCUUCCUUGUAGAAGAGUAUGCAGGUAGCAAAGGACGAUUCCCACCAACCAAACGGCAAGUCAAACACAGCCUGUACAUCACAACUAUAGAGAAAGGGCAGUCACUGGUCAACUGUCUGCUGGAAGCUGAACGUUUAAAUGAGAUAGGGCUUGUUGUUGUUGAUGAGCUGCAUAUGAUUGGAGAGGGUGGAAGCAGAGGAGCUGUAAUGGAGUCCACACUGCUGAAACUUUUAUAUGGAACAAAUGAACCACCACAGAUAAUUGGGAUGAGUGCUACCCUGAACAACAUUGCAGAUCUUUGCAAGUUCUUGAAGGCAGAAGUUUUUUGCAGUGAUUUUAGACCGGUUGCCUUGACAGAGUAUGUGAAGGUGGAGGUUAAUUUGUUCAAAGUUGACAACACUGCUUUAGUACCUGAUGACAGGCUUCAACAUGACAGAUUUCUCACAUUCACUCAAACACUAGAUGCCAAAAAGGUUGACCCUGACCAGCUGCUGGACCUGGUACUAGAAAUAAUUCCUGAUAAGUCUUGCUUGCUCUUCUGCCCAACCAAGAAGAACUGUGAAAAUGUGGUCCAGAUGCUAGCUACACUCAUUCGCAAGCACCAUCAAAAGCAUGCUGACAUUAAUAAAGAACAGCGCAGGGCCUUGUUGCAAGAGCUCAAGAUGGAUGGAGGAGGCAAGGUUUGCCCCACUUUAUGUCGAACCAUCCCCUAUGGGCUAGCUUAUCACCACAGUGGCCUUACUACUGAUGAGAGACGUGUCAUUGAAAAUGCUUACUCUGAUGGCAUUCUUUGCCUUCUGACAUGCACAUCUACACUUGCUGCAGGAGUGAACUUACCAGCAAAAAGGGUAAUCCUUCGAAGCCCAUUUGUGGGAGCAGACUUUAUGAAGCACAGCCAGUAUAAACAGAUGACUGGCAGGGCAGGAAGAGCAGGAAUAGACUCCUCUGGAGAGAGUAUUCUUAUUGCCAAGAAUUCUGACAUGCCCAAGGUUCUGGAAAUGUUGUCAGGCCCACAAGACAUAUGUCACAGCAGCCUCAUGUGUGACAAUGGGAAGGGACUACGCUGUCUUAUUCUCUCUCUUAUUGGCCUGAAGAUAGUAAACACCAUCGAGAGCAUACUAAUGGUUAUCAGCCAGUCUCUUCUUGCUAUUCAAGCUUCGACCCUGGGUGUAGAUGUUACUCUGGCCACACGAAAUGCUCUUCAAAAUCUGUUGGAUGAGGGUCUUGUCAUACAGAAGAAUGUGUCUCAGUGCAUGCGGUCACAAGGAAAGAAAGGAACAGAGCAUCAGACAAAGACACCAGCCUUGAAUCCAACCAAUGUUCUUGGUGAUAUUCCUCCAGAAGACAUUUCUCAGAGUUCAAUGAGAAAAAGCCAGAAUUCGACACCGUGCUUGCUCAAAGAAAUCAUUUGUUUUCAGAAUUCACCAGAAGAAAGAAAAACUGCUGGUGAACCAAUAGGAGAUGAUCAAAGCGAGACAGCUCAGGCCAAAAGGCAAAGGAUGUCAGAAAGUCAGGAUGCUGUGUUAGAGCCAGGCUUAGACAUUGCAGGUUCUGGCUUUUUAGGCAUUCAGACCACAAAGCACUCACAGAGCAACCAAGUUUGUCAUGAAGAUGGACACCUAACAAAGAUGAAGGAUCCAUGUGCUGAGAAAAAGAUAAAUAUUGUUGCUGAACAAACCAGAUUAAGUGAUCUUGUAAUUGAGGUCACUGGGCUAGGAAAAGCAACUUUCAAAGGUUCUGUGGACUUACAAUGUGGAGGUCGAUUGUACCAAGAUCUCAAACACGGGGAACAGUCACUUGUGCUAGUCAACUAUCUGCAUUUGAUGUUUCUUGUCACACCUUAUGAGAUGGCAAGAGAUGUUUCCCCUCACUGGAUGAUCUACCUUGACCAGUACAGCAGAUUGUCACCAGACGAAAUAAAAGUAGCCAAUCUGAUUGGAGUACCAGAAAGCUACCUUAUUAAAAAAGCUACAGCACAGGCAUGUCGACAGAAAGUUGAUGUCUUAACCAUACAGCGGUUUUUUCUUACACUAAUGCUGUAUGACCUCUGGCGACAAGUUUCCAUUUGGGAUGUAGCUGAGCGAUAUCAGCAGCCAAGAGGUUUUGUCCAGAAUCUGCUGUCUUCAACAGCUAGCUUUGCAUCUUGUGUUCUCCGGUUCUGUCAGGAGUUACCUGAGUUCUGGCCUUAUCAAGAACUUCUUGGAAAUUUUGUCCGAAAUUUAGCAUACUGUGUUAGUAUGGAGCUUAUUCCAUUGAUGGAAGUACCUGGUAUCAAACUGGGAAGGGCUAAACAGCUAUACAGUGCUGGAUAUCAGACACAGCAAGCCCUGGCAUCUGCGGAUCCCCGAGAACUUGUGGCCCGAGUGAAAUUCCUGACCCAUAAAGCAGCUCGUCAGCUUGUCUCAGCUGCCAAGGUUCUUUUGGAGGAGAAAGCAGAAGCUUUGCUGGAGAAAGUUCAGGAGCUUGUGCCUUUACCACUUCUCAAUCUAGAGAGCACUUCAAUGGGAAUAAGUAAUGCCUAUCCUGUCACGGCGCUAGAGAAUGAAGACACCAGAGUCCCUCAGACCAGAUAAUACCAAGAACACUAACCCAGAAAUUCAAGGAAACAGCUAGCAAUCCUGCUGGAUUAUCGCUCUUGUACUUUUAUUGAAUCUAUCUGUAUAACAUGGGAUAGAUGGGAUAAGAUGGGCUACAUAACGUUUCUGUGGCUGUAAUAGUGAUAAAACAGGUAAGAUUUAGUAGUAGGUUUUAGGAUUUUGUUUUGCUUUGUUUUGUUUUUUUAACUGGUGGUUGGUAGGGUGGGUGUGAGAGACUGCUGUUGGGUGAAAACUAAAUGCAAAUAACAUAGCAUGAACGAAUGACUGUCCAUGAAAAUUUUGAUGAAAAUGGAGUUUGGGUUAAUUAAAGCUUCAUUAUGAUGAGAUGUGAUAUUCUUUAGGAAUGAUCAGAAAUUCUUUUGUAUACUGUUUAUAGAUUUUUGUAAUUUCAGAUUCAUUGAUGAUUUAAGAAAUAAUUAACAGAAUAAAUGUCAUAUUUCAUGUAGCUGUUAUCGUGGUCUCAUGAAAACACCUUCUAAUUGUGACUCAUUCCAUGUGCACUGCCAUAACAAGAAGACAAAUACAAAAUCGUCUUGCUCUCUCUCAUCUCCCACACACAUACACACAGAAAAGAGAUCAGAAACAACCUUCAUUCACUAAAGAAAGCAAUGCAUGAUAUAAAUUAUAAUUUUUAAUAUCCAAGGGCAGACAUAAUUUAUAUUUAGACAUUUUACAAUUCGUUUAAAACAGAUCUCUAGACAUAGUGCUUUGUACAAUGAUGAAGACUUUGCUGCAUUGACAGUGUUUGAUAUCCAUUAAAGAUAUCCAUAUUAAAUCGACGGACUUGAUAAUGAGCAUUACACGCAUGCACUUUCGAUCUCAAGUACUGAAUAAUAAAAACAAAGACUGUGCCAUCGAUAUAUAGUGACUACAUUCAUCGAUCCCAGAAAUGGACAGGUAUUCGCACAUGUUAACGUGCACCCACAUAAAGUUACGCACACAAAGACAACGAAAUGUGGGUGUUUUACCGAAAGACAAGAUUAUGAAGACAGAAAAUAAAAAGAAUAUACCAGUGGUGCUCGGUGACUGUCUAUGCCAAU
Molecule: messenger RNA, 4880 nt
Organism: Pomacea canaliculata
Lineage: Eukaryota; Metazoa; Mollusca; Gastropoda; Architaenioglossa; Ampullariidae
Product: helicase POLQ-like
Exons: 18
Coding region: 157-3816 (1219 amino acids)
Molecular function (GO): ATP binding; nucleic acid binding
Source: RefSeq, a predicted model, not a curated record